AAAUAUAGAAACAAAAAACAAGAUAAAGUGCAACACAGGGAAGGUACGAAACCUGACACAGGUACCAAUGGCAUGCAUGUCGGUGACACAUUACAUGCCAAUGCUCCGAGCAGUGGAGUCAUGUUUGAGCAUGGCCGAACUGAAGCAGCGCCAUUCCCUUCUCCUUCGUUUGGGUCUAUCUAACGAUAACCAUGCCAUGUCUCGCGUUGUCACCUUCUGCUGUCUCUCCGAAUAUGGAGACUUAAACUACGCUCUCAAAGUUUUCGCUACCCUUCCUAACCCAGAUACCUUUCUCUACAACACUCUCUUCAAAGCCUUUUAUCUCUCCCAAAUGCACGCAAAUUCCAUUUUUUUGUACUCCCACAUGUUGGAACAAUCCGUCAUGCCAAAUAGUUUUACUUUUCCGUCUGUUAUAAGGGCUUGUGAAGUUGAGGAAGGAAAACAGAUUCAUGCCCAUGUUGUUAAAUUCGGGUUUGGUGCGGAUAUCUUUGCUCUUAACAAUUUGGUAAACAUGUACUUUGGUUUUCGUUGCUUGGAGGAUGCUAGGAAGUUGUUUGAUAAAAUGCCUGUUCGAAAUGUGGUGUCUUGGACCAGCGUCGUUUCUGGGUAUUCUCAAUGGGGGUUCGUGGAUGAGGCUUUUCGUGUUUUUGAGCUCAUGCCUUGGAAGAACUCUUUUUCUUGGAAUGUUAUGCUUGCGGGUUUUGUGCAAAGCAACCGAUUUAAGGAGGCGUUUGAUUUGUUUAAUAGGAUGCGGGUGGAGAAGGAGGAGUUGGAUAAGUUUGUAGCUGCUACUAUGCUUUCUGCUUGUACUGGACUUGGAGCUCUUGAGCAAGGGAAGUGGAUACAUGGAUAUGUUGAGAGGAGUGGGAUUGAGUUGGAUUCAAAGCUUGGUGCUACCAUUGUUGAUAUGUAUUGCAAGUGUGGUUGUUUGGAGAAGGCGUUUCAAGUGUUUCGUGGGUUGAAAGAAAGAGGAGUUUCUUGUUGGAAUUGUAUGAUUGGAGGGCUUGCAAUGCAUGGGAAAGGAGAGGGUGCUAUUAGGCUUUUUAGGGAGAUGGAGGAAGCAGUGGUUGCACCUGACAGCAUCACUUUUGUGAAUGUGCUCACGGCAUGUGCUCAUUCCAGAUUGAUUGAGGAAGGACGUCAUUACUUCGGUUAUAUGAUUCGUGUUUAUGGCAUUGAGCCCACCAAGGAGCAUUAUGGUUGUAUGGUUGAUAUGCUUGCAAGAGAUGGAAGGUUGGAGGAAGCCAAAGAGAUCAUAAAUGAGAUGCCAAUGAGUCCUGAUGCCGGUGUGUUGGGUGCCCUUCUUGGAGCUUGCAGAAUCCAUGGGAGAAUGGAGUUGGGGGAGGAGGUAGGCAAGAGAGUGAUUGAAUUAGACCCUGGAAAUAGUGGGCGUUAUGUGAUACUAGCUAAUAUGUAUGCCAGUUGUGGUAAAUGGGAAGAAGUUGCUAGUGUGAGGAAAUUGAUGAAUGAUAGGGGAGUGAAGAAGGAACCGGGAUUUUCCAUGAUUGAAUUGGAGGGCACGGUGAAUGAAUUUGUUGCAGGAGGGAAGGAUCACCCUCUGGCUGAGGCAAUAUAUGCCAAAGUUGAUGAGAUGUUGGGAUCGAUUAGGUUGGUUGGUUUUGUUCCUGAAGCUGAUGGUGGGUUGCAUGAUCUUGUUGAGGAGGAAAGGGAGAAUCCCCUCUUAUACCAUAGUGAAAAACUUGCAAUUGCUUAUGGAUUGUUGAAGACUAAACGAGGAGAGACCCUUCGUAUAACCAAGAAUCUGAGGGUUUGUAAAGAUUGUCACCAAGCAAGUAAACUGGUCUCCAAGGUUUAUGAUUGUGAUAUAAUAAUAAGGGACAGGAACCGUUUCCACCAUUUUAGUAAAGGAGAAUGUUCUUGUAAAGACUACUGGUAACUACAAUUGUAAUCAGUUUCCAAUUUUUUUUGUUUCUUUUUUAUGUAUAAAUCCUGUAUAUCUCACCUGAAUUCAAAAGCAGCAGCAUGCUUAACAUAUGCCUAUGUAUCUAAUCAUCAGUUUUCAUACUUUAUAUUUAUGAGAAUGCUACAAGUGAAGUUGCGUAAGCUUAAAAUCUGUGUAUUCCUACAACUCAAGUGUCACGCUCCAAAAUUUGGUGAAUUCGUGUGAAAUGCCAAAACCUUUUUUUUCUUUCAAGACUCUAGAAGGUUGUUGGUAGCAACCAGGUUCCUUGUUUGGAUCUUAUAUUCCUGCUAAUUGCAUACUUUGGACCAUGCGUUGAGCAUAACAUUCCACUAGAGUGUACCUACGUUAGCCCAAGGAUUAAAAUGAGCUAUGCUCUCCCACUCAAUUCCUAAUAGGACGAAGAGUGUGCUCAGCUCAAAGCCAUUAAUUGAAUAUUUAGGGAAUCAAUUAAUCAGGUAUAUGAGGUUUGAUGGGGCUAGAAAUAUUAAUAAAUUUUGAAAUUCAACACAUUAAACAUAACAUUUUUCACGGAUCAUGUUUUGGAGAAGCGGAAUUCUUGUUUUGCUCAUCCACGCAGAGCAAGAACAUCAACUCAUCCAGCCUGAAUCACCCGAAAUUUGUUGUUUCUUUUUAAUUCACUCAUUCAUCAAAACUAUCAGUGUUGCGCAGCAACAAGCUUUGAACUGGGUCGUGCAUUUCUGAUUUAAGCUUUGAAUAUGAACAAGACUUGGAUGGGAUAGAUAGGUCUCUUUUAGUAGCCCAAGUGUUGAAGCACUCGUGACUAAGUCCCAUAUCGCUGAAGAGGAAAUAUCAAUCACUUGGGUUUUUAUUAUAAAAUGCACAAAUCAACCUAAAAGAACUCAUACCUUUCUCGGCCUUUUGGCUAAGAUCAAGUGUAGUAUCUGUUCUUAUCAGUUUAAUAUCUGAUACGUGGGCCAAUGGUCCACAUGAUAUUAAAUUAAUUUUUUGAAGGGGAGGGCCCAAUACAGUAGCUUGCUGCUGGGGCUCUCAAGCGUCGCCUAUGUCUUGCACUGCU
Molecule: messenger RNA, 2960 nt
Organism: Abrus precatorius (Indian licorice)
Lineage: Eukaryota; Viridiplantae; Streptophyta; Magnoliopsida; Fabales; Fabaceae
Product: pentatricopeptide repeat-containing protein At5g66520-like
Exons: 1
Coding region: 68-1897 (609 amino acids)
Biological process (GO): RNA modification
Molecular function (GO): protein binding; RNA binding; zinc ion binding
Source: RefSeq, a predicted model, not a curated record